Cylicostephanus goldi is the source of this 573-nucleotide messenger RNA. The record is from the annotation of a GenBank genome assembly. NCBI's taxonomy places the organism in Eukaryota, Metazoa, Nematoda, Chromadorea, Rhabditida, Strongylidae.
AUGUGGCGGCAUGGAGACCGAUCUCCUACAAGGACUUAUAAGAAUGAUCCAAUCCGAGAGGCGAACUGGACAUUUGGUGGUGGCGGAUGGGGGCAGUUGUCACCUAUCGGGAUGCGACAGAUGUACAAUCUCGGCAAAUUGAUACGACGAAAAUAUGUCGACAAUGGAUUUUUAUCUGGGAAAUAUUCCUCAAAAGAGAUCUACAUACGCUCAACAGACGUUAACAGAACCAUUAUAUCGGCAAUGUGUAAUGUGAUGGGAAUGUACGGUGAUACAGGAAAUGCAGGCACAGACUACCCAAGUGAGUCGAACUGGCCUGUUGGAUAUACCCCCGUAGCUGUGCAUACAACGUUCAAUGACGCAGGUAACCACGGACGCUGCAAACGUCGUGUGCAACUAUGGGAGUUGGCAAAAACCUCUCGUGAACUGCAGGAUUACAGGAAUAGACAGGAUCUGUCAAGCUUCCUCAAGUUCUUGGAGGAGAAAUCAGGUGAAACUAUCAGUUUCGAUGGUGUUUAUGUUGUCCGCGAUCCCCUAUAUAUUGAGGUUAGGAAUUAUCUUUCAAAAGUAUAA